This is a messenger RNA of Acanthopagrus latus (yellowfin seabream), 6323 nucleotides long. RefSeq names its product serine/threonine-protein kinase BRSK2-like. Lineage: Eukaryota; Metazoa; Chordata; Actinopteri; Spariformes; Sparidae. The record is from RefSeq and is a predicted model, not a curated record. The coding region runs from base 767 to 3499 and encodes 910 amino acids. Gene Ontology annotation, biological process: intracellular signal transduction; microtubule cytoskeleton organization; protein phosphorylation. Gene Ontology annotation, molecular function: tau-protein kinase activity; ATP binding; protein serine/threonine kinase activity. The transcript has 21 exons. Gene Ontology annotation, cellular component: cytoplasm.
UCAGGAGGAGGAGAGGAGGACUUUAUAUCCUCAGGAGGAGGACAGGAGGACUUUAUAUCCUCAGGAGGAGGAGAGGAGGACUUUAUAUCAUCAGGAGUUUAUCACUGAGUUUAUCUGUUUGGGUGAACUGUUCCUUGGAAACAUUAUUAUAUAUCUGUGGCUGAGACAAAUAGUUACUACAAUUUGUAUGAUUGAUAAUUGAUGAAUUAUUAGGUGAUUAACAAAUUAAAAGUGUUAAAUAUUUUGUGUUUACUUAUACACUGUAAAAACAAAGAGUGGAUGGAUGGAUGAUUAAGAUUUCUGCACUUCAUGUCAGUGAGAGGAAUGGCUUUUAUUCCGAAAGGGCCGGCCGGAAGUGUCCGUCCUCACCGUUGCGCGCUGACGCAGGAGCGGAGCGGCAGCGGCGGUAGAUGCUGUCCCAUCAUCAGAUCACACCCAACGGGGCUGCAGCGCACCGCUCCUCCCGCACCAACACCAUGACACCCAGAUUCAAACCCGCAAUCUGAGCCGCACUGAGGACCAACCCGGCGGAGGACUGCGUGGACACAUACCCGCACACACACACACGCACGCUUGCUCGCACGCACGCACGGACAGGCGAACAUCGCAGCGACCCGCAGCCAAACACGCAGCGACAGGAACCGAAGCCGGCCGAGGAGAACUCCACUGCGCCGCGGAUUUUGCGCUUUUCGCUCCAGAAACGCGUCCCCGCACGGACACCCCGCAGGAGAAGAGCAACUCCCCGCGAGUCGUUUCACGCAACAACAUGUCAUCGUCGGGCAAGGACGCCAACAGCGGGCAUUACGCCAACUAUGUGGGACCGUACCGCCUGGAGAAGACGCUGGGCAAAGGACAGACAGGUCUGGUGAAGCUCGGCAUCCACUGCGUCACGUGUCAGAAAGUCGCCAUAAAGAUUGUCAACAGAGAAAAACUCAGCGAGUCUGUUCUCAUGAAGGUGGAGCGGGAGAUAGCCAUCCUGAAACUCAUAGAGCAUCCCCACGUUUUAAAGCUGCAUGACGUCUACGAAAAUAAGAAAUACCUGUAUCUGGUGUUAGAACACGUGUCUGGAGGAGAGCUGUUCGACUACCUGGUGAAGAAAGGCCGGUUAACACCUAAAGAGGCCAGAAAGUUCUUCAGACAGAUCAUCUCAGCCCUGGACUUCUGCCACAGCCACUCUAUAUGCCACAGAGAUUUGAAGCCGGAGAACUUGUUGUUAGACGAGAAGAACAACAUCAGGAUAGCAGACUUCGGCAUGGCGUCUCUGCAGGUCGGGGACAGUCUGCUGGAGACCAGCUGUGGAUCUCCUCACUACGCCUGCCCAGAGGUUAUCAGGGGGGAGAAGUAUGACGGGAGGAAAGCAGAUGCGUGGAGCUGUGGAGUCAUCCUGUUUGCACUUUUAGUGGGCGCUCUGCCUUUUGACGAUGACAACCUGAGGAACCUUUUGGAGAAGGUGAAGCUGGGAGUAUUCCACAUGCCUCACUUCAUCCCUCCAGACUGUCAGAAUCUGCUGCGCGGUAUGAUUGAAGUGGACGCCACCAAGAGGCUCACGUUAGAGCAGAUCCAGAAGCACACGUGGUACAUAGCUGGAAAGAACGAGCCGGAGCCCGAGCAGCCCGUCCCCAGGAAGGUGGCCAUCAGGACGCUGGCUACAGCCGAGGAGAUCGACCCUGACGUCCUGGAGAGCAUGCACUCUCUGGGCUGCUUCAGGGACAAGGAAAAACUGACCAAAGACCUGCUGUCUGAGGAGGAGAACCAGGAGAAGAUGAUCUACUUCCUGCUGCUGGACCGUAAGGAGAGGUAUCCGAGCCACGAGGACCAGAACUUGCCGCCGCGCAAUGAGAUCGCAGACCCUCCCAGGAAGCGUGUGGAUUCACCCAUGCUGAGCCGUCACGGUAAGCGCAGACCGGAGAGGAAGUCUAUGGAGGUGCUGAGCGUCACGGAGGGAGGAUCUCCCGUCCCCGUGCGACGAGCCAUCGACAUGGCGACCCACGGUCAGAGCAAAUCUGUUUUCAGUAAAAGUUUGGAUAUCACAAACGCUAACUGCAGCAAGGAAGAAAGAUCGCGGUCGAUCAGUGGAGCGUCCUCCGGUCUGUCCACCAGUCCUCUCAGCAGUCCCAGGCCACACCGGCGGUUUUUCAUCCCGCCCCAGUCCCCAGACCUGUGUCAGUCCCCGAACUGCAGUCCCACCCACUCCCCUGAGGUCCGCCUUAACGGGGUGGGGCCACGCACGCCCAACUCCUACCAUCCAAAGAUGGGGUCCCCCCUCAUGCACCCCCGCACGCAGACCCUCCCCGCCAAGCCCAAAGUGUCAGAGAAGCCCCUUCAGACCACCAGGUCCAACCCUCUUCCCAACACAGCCCAGACCCCCACCACCCCCAAAUCUGAGCCCUCUACACCCUGCCAGUCUCUGGCUCCCUGCAUCCCCAACAGCCCGCGGGUGAGACGCCAUCCACCCCUCACCGUCCCCCCGAAGCUCUCCAUCCCCCUUUCCCCUGUGCCUCCUAUGUCGCCCCGCCGUCGCCACCACCACCUCCACCCUGACCACAACGGCAAAUCUGUCCCCAUCACGCAGGUUACCCCCCACCCCUCCCCCAGAGGGAGCCCUCUCCCCACCCCUAAAGGCACCCCGGUGCACACGCCCAAGGACAGCCCGACCGGUACGCCCAGCCCGACGCCGCCGCCCAGCCCCUCCAUUGGAGGCAUGCCCUGGAGGACACGCCUCAACUCCAUCAAGAACAGCUUCCUGGGCUCGCCACGCUUCCACCGCAGGAAAAUGCAAGUUCCCACCCAGGAGGACAUGUCCAGUCUAACUCCGGACUCUUCUCCAGAGCUGGCUAAGAAGUCGUGGUUUGGUAACUUCAUCAACCUGGAGAAGGAGGAGCAGAUCUUCAUUGUGAUCAGAGACAAACCUCUCAGCUCUAUAAAGGCAGACAUCGUCCACGCCUUCCUCUCCAUCCCCAGCCUGAGCCACAGCGUCAUCUCUCAGACCAGCUUCAGGGCGGAGUACAAGUCCACAGCCGGUCCGACGGUUUUCCAGAAACCGGUGAAAUUCCAGGUGGACAUCACCUACACCGAGAGCACCAGCGCCACCAAGGAUAACGGCAUCUACUCGGUCACCUUCACCCUGCUCUCAGGUCCCAGCCGACGUUUCAAGCGUGUGGUUGAGACCAUCCAGGCCCAGCUGCUCAGCUCUAACGACCAGCCCGGCAUCCAGCCACAGAUAUCUGAUGGCUCUCAGCGCUCAGCCUCUUUGCCCAGUAAAUCCUCAAAGCGUGGCAGCCCGUUGAGUAACUUCUUUGACGUAAUUAAACAGCUUUUUUCAGACGAGAAGAACAUCCAAGCGUCCCACUCCCCUGGCGCCCCCGCCACGCCUAGCUCCCCCGCCAAGCAUGCCCCCAGCAGCAAGCCCAACCAGCCCCCGCCCAAUGACUCUAAAUGCCCCCCCGGCAAAGACAAAACAAAGAUGGCCGCCAGCAACAGGACACAGGAACAACCUUAAGGAGCGGUAGCUGUGCAUGACUAGACAAAAAGCAGUUAUCAGGUCAUUAAACAGGAGAACGACAGAGGAGAGCUGCUAACUUUACCCUUUAGUUAGGAGUGAGAACAAAAAAAGAAAUCUACUUUUUGCCUAUAACUUUUGUACUGUAUACUGGGAAUGGCUAUUUCAGUUUAAAAGUUGAUCAGUAUUUUACAAUAAGUAGCAAAUGUAGCUUUGUUGUCCCUACCUUGUGUCCCUCUGUGUCCUCGGGGGUCUUUCAGUGGGUGUGUGUCCUCCUCACAUGUGUGAUGAUGGCUUGACUUGUCUCUGCCACCAGGGAUCAUCCAUAAUAACUAUUAACCUCGGCGGCUCUGCGAGACAGCCGGGCCCGCUCGCGGCCCGCCACCACCAAGAGAGUCCGAAACUGAAGAAAAGACAGAGGACCCGUCCCUGUCCCUCCCCCGCCUCACCUCACCCCCCUCCCCGACCCCUCCAGUCCUUUCUCCAGCCGCAUCAGUAGAGUCCACCUCUCCCCACCAGACCAAACAGACGCAUCUCAGAAGAGUUGUAAAAAGAAAAAAAAGCCUUAAGACAGUGAUGUUUGUCAAUCUACACACACUUCCCCUCGACUCUUUUCUCUCUUCUAUUCCUCCCACAUGUACAUAAACACACAUACUGUAUGUAGUCCUCUACACAAACAUGACUUCUUUGCGGGAUGUAAUGACUUGCACACGCUGACAAACAGGAAGCACGAGCGGUGGAGGAAGGGCAGACGGACGAACGCUGGCUGGAUUGUAAUUCUUUUUAUUGUCGUCUUUCUUUGUGAACGGCAGGAUUUUUCGAGCUCGCUGUGGGACGUUUCUGUAAAACGGUUCAGGCAGUUCGAAGGCUGCCCAUAAAAGUAUGAUGGGGGGAGGUGAUAUUACAUAAAUGAAUGAUCUAUUCUGUUGUACAGAUUAAAUAAUGUUCCGUAUGUACAAAAAGUGUAGUCGUGACAUUUUAGAGUUGUGUUGCCAUAUUUUGUUUUGUAUUCCCGUGCAGGCCUGGUCACACCAGCAGCUAAAAACACACUUUCCUGGAGAAAUGAAUUCAUUCCAAUGGAAUCGCCGCAAGGAGUCGAUUCACUCACAAGGCUGAAAUAAAUCUGUAAAGUGCUGAACUCUGAGGGAACGUAGAGCGGGAGAACCCAAAAUGGAGGGCGCCAUCGUAGUCUAUUAGCUGUGUGUCGCCAUCUUGUAAGAAACGGCCUGAAUUUCAGUUUCAGAAAAUGAACUAAUAUUGUGGCGAAGCAGCUGUGACUGAUGUAAGAUGGCUACUGAAGUUAGCAUGCUAGCCAAACUAGCUCCAGCUUGUCCCGCCUGGUGAUACCUCGGAGGCCCGAGAGCCCGGUCCAAGGAUGUUACAUCAGAACCUGGACUGGAGUGUCGGCUAAUAUGUCCACUUAGCUCCUCAGCUAACUGAGCUCCUUGCUAAUGGAAGCUAGUCGCUAUAGCUAAGUAUAGUGAGCAGUGGUUAGCGGUUCUGCUGCCUCCUGUAGUUUUGGACCUUCUGAUUCUGGCCAUUUCUUACAAAUGACUCCUUUUAACCUCUGCUGGAGUUUAAACUGGUUCGCGGAUGGUAACGAGAGUCGAGUGAACGAAUGCAUCUUUUGAAUAAGCUCUGAACUAACUGAAUACUGUAUAAUAAUGUUAGCAUGUUCUCUGACCUCACCAGCGACUCACUCAGUAAAGUUUGUACAACAACACUAUUGAUGAAUCAUCCGCCCGUCUGCUGUGACCAGGCCGAUCAAUGAAACAUCUUUUUCUUUUUGCACUUUUGAGAAGUGACUCUUUGGAUUCAGUUAUAUCACGUCAGCGCAUUUUUAAUUUUGCAUUAUAAUUUUUUACAAUAUUGAACUGCUGUGUAUAUUUUUGUACUUUAUUGUAUUUUGUCAUUUUUCUUUCUUUUUUUUUUGGUUAUUAAUUUAUUCUCCGUUAUUUAUAUGAAAGAUGUAGAGAAUGUUUCUUAACGUCAAAUUAUUUAAGGAUAUUUUUGUCAUGUUUAAGUUAUUUGAUCACCGAGAAAACUCGAAGACGUUUGUGAGCGUUUUGUUCCUUUUUCCCGGCUUUUUUGACGAGAGAAACUUGUAAUAUACGUUUGGAAAAUGAUUUACCGUAAUUUAAGAAUGUAGACGUAGCCUCUUUGAGAGGAACAAACCCUUUGUUGAUAAUUGUCGGCUCCCUCUUCCCCUCCGUCUGUAUGAAGACUCAGAUCUCACCAAAACACUCAUUCUGUAAAUAAGCCAAGUUUACUGACAAGCUUAUUUAAAAAAACCAAGGGGAUUCCUACUCUUAGCUUUGACCUCGUACGGUUGUUUGCAUGUUCAGCAUUCGUCUUUUCUUUGCAUGUCGUCGUUGGAAUUGUUCUCCCGCUCCCUUUUUCUCUCCACACUUAUUUAUGUAUUUAUGUUCUUUACGUGCUUUUCUUUUUGAUUUGCCUUCUGAUUUCUUUUGUAAGCUUUUUAUUUUUCUUUCGCCGUCCUCUUUCCCUCGCCCCUCUUUUUGAUUACUGUGUCCACACAGUAACCGUGCAAUGCAUCCUCCUUACUCAUUCUCUCAAAGAGGGACCUCUCUGGCGAUCGGGUCGCUCACCAGCUCGGUGGGCGUUGGGUUAUCAGAGAGAAAAAUUAAAGCAAUACCUUUCAUUGUUCGCUUUCCUCUUUUUCUACUGGGGGAAUCCAGAGCACACAGAAUGGACUCGGAGCACGGAGCGCUACUACUGAGCAGGAUAACCACUGGCAAUGUAUUCCCUUGUGAUGUUACUGUGAACAACUUCAGUGCUAAAGGAAAUAAAUCUGUUGACUUUG